AUGGAGCAGCCUGCACACGAGGAGUCCUCUGAGAGCGGCGGAGCAUCCUGUUCUGAGCUGAGAGGCUGGAUGGAGCUCCGCAGCAGCAGUGUGAGCCAUCAGAGGCUGACGGAGGAGCAGCAACGCAGCAACACGGCAAUGAAGCAACACAGCGGCACGGGGAGAUGUGCCAGAAAAUCUGAAAACACAACCAGGCCUGAGGAGACUGCUCAGUUUGACGGCUGUUAG
Messenger RNA from Xyrichtys novacula (pearly razorfish), 228 nucleotides. The record is from the annotation of a GenBank genome assembly. Lineage: Eukaryota; Metazoa; Chordata; Actinopteri; Labriformes; Labridae.